AUGGAGCCUUCUUUGAAGAGAGCAGAAACAUCAAAUAUUCCAAGUAAUAUCAAGGCUAGAAUAUUAUUUUAAUGUUAUUUACUAUCACUUGGUAUCACUCUUAUGGUAUUAUCUAUUAUUGCUUUUGUGUCAUUAUCUGAAAAUAUCAUUUAUAUUAGAAAUAUUGUUUAAAAUUGGAACACCUUACCAAUUAAAUCCAUUAGAUUAACAUAGGGGGAUUGUUUAUAAAAUGUAAUAAUUGUUUGUAUUAAAGGAAGAAAAUUUAAAUCAUUACAUAUGGCCUGGUAUAGAUUAGGGUUGCGAUUGUAGAUUUGGAGAUUAAUAUAUUGCUCCUAUGAGAAUUUUAUAUGAUAGGCCUGAUGAAAUAUUGAAAUAAGAAUGUAAUGAUACAAUGAGGGAUUCAGGAUGUGAAGAUGUUGAUGAAAUGAGUUCUAGAGAUUUUAUAAGAUUACCUGUUGAUUUUGGUAAUAAAAAAUUAAGUGUUUGUGGUUUAAGAGAAGUAGGAAAUAAUAGUUUUGCUUUGAAUUCACCUAAAGUAAAUGAAUGUAAAGAAAAUGAAUUAAAAUGUGGAACAAAUUCAGAUUAUUUUUAUUGUACUUAAGAAAAAGAAUGUCCUAUAUUUUAAAUGAAGAAUAAUUCUAAUUUUGAUAGUGAAAGCUAAGAUUACUUUUAAACUUUCAGAUAAAAUGAUAAUUUAUUACCUCUAGUUGAAUUUAAAAUUGCAUAAGGAAAUGGUGUUUGUAGAAAGAUAAAUGAAAGAAGUAUUACAUCAGGAAGAUCUAAUUAUGAAUUAAUAUCAGAUCCUGGAUAUGAUUGUGAAAGAGAUCCAAGAUUUUAAUUAAUUUAUUUAUUUGAUGAAUUCAAUUUCUUUUAAAUUAAUGAUGCUUUAGAUAUUGCUAAAUAGGCACCAGGUUAUCAGAUAUCAAGUUAAUUUUAGUGGGGUCUAUAUACAAGAAAUUAUAUCAAUUUUACGUUAAGUUGUAGAUAAUAUUAACAAGAAUUUAUGGAUUCUGUAGAGGUUUUAGAAGAUAUUGAUGUCAAAUAAUUAGUUUUAAUGAUAAUCUCAAUAAUUUGUGUAGUACUCUUUAUUAUUUUAUUUAUUUUAAACUGUUGUACAAUAAAAGGUGUGGAUUUGCCUUGUAUUAAAGGAAAAGGAACAUAAGAAUCAAACACUUUAUUUUGUAUAUAAGCUGGAAUCAAGGAAACUUUCCAAUUAAUUUAGGCAAUCAUAGCAAUUAUAAGUUUUUCUGCAGUAAACACUUAAGUUAAUUUUUACUCUAAUUUAAUUGAUGAAGGUUGUUCCGACAUUGUAACACUUGUACAUUUUAUUAUAUAAAUAGGAUGAUAUUUCUAUCAUUAGAGAUGUUUUAUAAGAAAAAAUUUAUAACUACAAUCUUGCAUAUAUUAUAAUGUUUUUCUUAGGAGCCUGUGUUGAUCUAAUAGUUGGAGUAUCACUAUUGAAUAGUUAUUAUUAAGAAAGAAAGCGAUUGGCUUAAAUAAGAAAUCAACAGCAAUAAUAAGAAAGUAAAUAUGCAAUAUGAAUUUUAGUAAACAAGCAUAUAAGUAGUAAUCCUGAGCAAGAAAUUUUAAAAUAAGAAAAUUUAAAUGCAUAAUUUAAUGAUUUUCAAUAACCACCAAAUUUUUAUCCUUAAGUAUAAACUAAUUUUGGAGCACAAAACAACCUGCAAUAAUACCCACCUCCUAAUUAUUAUCCAUAAUAAAACUACCAAAAUCAGCCAAUCUAAAAUUAAUAAUAUCAAUAAAAUCCCUUUUAAACUUGA
Molecule: messenger RNA, 1781 nt
Organism: Paramecium pentaurelia
Lineage: Eukaryota; Ciliophora; Oligohymenophorea; Peniculida; Parameciidae
Source: the annotation of a GenBank genome assembly